CACAAGUUCUUCACAGUCAACUUUUUCCAUUUAUUUUUACAACACAAAACGGCAAUCAGAUCCGUUUUGUUGACCCAUCCCCGUCGAUCGACAGGGAGCACAUCUUAUCACACAACAAUCCAACAUUUUACCGGAUGAAGCCACAUUCUGCAUUACUAGUUCCCAUCGGCCGAGGUCGAUGAUCAAUUCCCGUCCGUUUCGGUAGCGCCGCGAAGUGGUCUCCUCCCAUUUCCAGAUGGUCUCUCCUCCUUUUAAUGAACCAUUAAAUCGCUGUUAUCACACACGGCGGCAGGCUAGACUCUGGAAAAAUGAUGGAACGGCUGAAACCACCGGUAGCGAAACGGAGCCGAUGCAGUGAUUCAAACACCGAGCUCGUCUCCAUUAACGGUUGCUUUUUUGAAGAUGAGUUUCGUGAGCAAUUCAAGGCGGCCUGGAAGAGCGGUGUCUCAAUGUGUACCUCGAACACGGUACUCAAGAAUGACCCAUUCCAGCUGGCCGUGCUGCAGAACUUUCUGCAAGAAGAGCCCGAAGCGGCUCACAGUACCAAACAGAUAGAGGAGGAGUUUUGUACGCUCGAAUGGAAACGGAAGCAGAUGGAUUUGUACGAAUUUUACCAGACCAACGAUCUGUGCAGCUUACAGCGCGACCAUCUCCGUGCGUUCUACACCGUGCUGAAGGAGCAAAUGAUGCCCCUGGUAGAGGAGCUCACCGGCAUCAAGCUGACACACGUAUCUGCUUCCUGCUCGAUGUAUAAUGCCGGUGAUUAUCUGCUGGUGCACGACGAUCUACUAUCCGAUCGAAGGAUAGCGUACGUGUUCUACCUAAGCCCCUGGGACCGGCACCGAGAGUGGCAGGAAUCGGAUGGUGGAGCGCUCGAGCUGUUCCGUGCCGACCAGAACUCGUUACCCGUGUUUCCCGUGACUGAUCGUAUAUUCCCUCGGAACAAUCAGCUGGUGUUGUUUCGGGUGUGCGAAAAAUCCUUCCACCAAGUAGGCGAAGUGACGAGCUUCGUCUAUCCACGGUUGACCAUUAAUGGCUGGUUCCAUGGGCCCUCGAUCGACAAAGGUGGCACUGGACGGGGCAACGGCAGCAGCGCCAGUCAGUCUUCGAUCAUUAUCGAUACACACUAUUUUGGACCACGGACAGCCCCCGAUGGAGAGCCCAAUCUGGCGUCCUGGAUCAACGAUGUUUACCUCGUGGACGAGGUAAAGCACAAUGUCCAGAAGAAGGUGGAAAUGUUCUCGGAAGUUUCUCUGGAACAGUUUUUCCUGCGCCCUCGCUUCGACGCGCUGCUCGAAAAUCUACGCCAAGGCGAUGAACUGCAGUGGUCCAUCAAAGGGCCAGCACAUUUGCGCAAGUAUGAGGUGCUCAACUUUAAAUCGUUACCGCCAGGUUGCCCGUUGGCCGCGCUGUACGAUCUGUUCACUAGUCGCGCAAUGUUUCGUCUGCUGUACGAGUACACGGAGCUCGAUUUGUACGGCAAGAAGGCGAAAGCCCCCAAAUGUGCCAUUGAGCUGCAGCGCUGGGAACGCGGAUGCUAUACAGUUCUCGGUGAUUCUUCAACUUACGCCGAUAGUACGCUCGAUCUAACGUUCUAUCUGAACGCUCAGGAUAACGUGGGUGUCAUCACUUACCUGGUACCGGAAGGGGACCAACAGCAGCAGCAGCAGCAACCAAACAGCAAAUCCGUCGAUGAUCAACCCUCGUCGUCUUCAGCAGUGGCGCUACCUUCCCCGUACGGCGAGUGCUUCGACGAAGAUCCCGUACUACUGACGCUGUUACCGAAGGACAAUGUACUGAACGUGGUGUAUCGUGCGGAGGGCACAACAAAGUUUACCAAAUAUGUCUCACAUAACACUUGCCUGGAGCGAAGCGCCGAAUCUGAUAGCUCCGUGCCGCACCCUCCGUACACUUACAUCCUGGUCUGCAGCUACAAGGAGUAGUGCAAUGGUGCACGCGUACAGUGUGUUGCGGGCAAAUGGUUCAUCGGGAAUGUUCUUUCUAUGCAAUAAAGAACUGGCACCGGUGCCACCGCAAAAGCAACCUUGUAGAUGUUUCCUAUUUGGCUGAUUAUAUUUGCGCACCUCAAUUCUUAUCGAUAUUAUCGCAA
Anopheles darlingi is the source of this 2110-nucleotide messenger RNA. RefSeq names its product prolyl 3-hydroxylase sudestada1-like. Bases 309 to 1943 code for a protein of 544 amino acids. Gene Ontology annotation, cellular component: cytoplasm; GPI-anchor transamidase complex. Gene Ontology annotation, molecular function: L-ascorbic acid binding; iron ion binding; peptidyl-proline dioxygenase activity. The record is from RefSeq and is a predicted model, not a curated record. Lineage: Eukaryota; Metazoa; Arthropoda; Insecta; Diptera; Culicidae. The transcript is spliced from 2 exons. Gene Ontology annotation, biological process: regulation of translational termination; attachment of GPI anchor to protein; peptidyl-proline hydroxylation.